CCAUAGGAGUAUUUCCACAGCAUCUCAGAGAAGCACAACCUACUCUCUUUGCUGUUUCCCCUAACCUAUUUUAGGAAGAGGGGGUCAAUUUCCCUAAUGGAGAUUAUAUUAACUUAACUUAAAUAUAUAAAACAUAACAGCUGUGUCAGUUAUAUAUUUAUUUCUGUCUGUGCUACCCUGUUGUGGGUAUUUUUAUUUUACAUUGUUGUAAUCUGUCAUUUCUCUUAAACUCUCUCACACUUCAUGCAGCUGUUAUAUGCUGCAGUUUCAUUAGAAUGAAAAAAAAAAAUUCUUCUAACAUCAAAGUUUGCACCUGCAGCUAUUUGGAUUCUUAUGUAAUACAGAAUCUUCAUUUCCUCACUGAAACCAAAUAAUCCAAUUCCAGUGAAACCACUUGUAGACGUGUAGAUUGAACACACCUCGUAGUCUGUGUAGCACUAGUUAAUCGGCAAAAGGGUUGGUGACAAAAUGCUGCAUCACCUACAUUCAUUAUUCAAGUGAUCAUCUAUCUGUAGUAAAAAGAAAGAUUACCUGAUAAACCAACAAACAAGUGAAAAAGCACAAACUUAACAUUUCUACUGUGCUGUGCUUUAGGCUGUUUCUCACAAUAUUCUCACAGUAUCAGACAGAAAUUCUGAUCACAAAGUCAGUCACUUUGUCUACCAUUUUAAGGUGUAUAGUGUCCUGGAGAGUGCCAUGACAUUGUUUAUUUCAAAUAACCCACCCAAAAACAGAAUAAGGUGCAGUGUAAACCAGACUUUAUGCUAAGGUAUAAACAGUAAAAAAACACAUUUAAUUCAAACUAAAUUAUGACUAAUAUAACAAAUGACUAUAUGUAUAGGACUCAGGGAAAAAAAUAAUAUGAUGACCACACAACUCCCAGAGUCCACCCAAUACCCCACCAGAAACUUUAGCCGUCCUGUCGUAGUGGCUCUAUAGCUCAAGUGUCUGACUCAUUGGUUGAAUAUGAACACAUGGCCUUCCUGAGACCCAGUAAUUCAUUAUUUUUUAACAAGUUUUGAUCAUUUAUCUGAGACUAUACAUACAGUAUCUCACAGAAGUGAGUACACCCCUAACAUUUUUGUAAUUAUUUUAUUUUUUCAUGUGACAACACUGAAGAAAUGACACUUUGCUACAAUGUGAAGUAGUGAGUGUACAGCUUGUAUAACCGUGUAAAUUUGCUGUCCCCUCAAAAUAACUUAACACACAGCCAUUAAUGUCUAAACCGCUGGUCACAAAAGUGAGUACACCCCUAACUAAAAAUAUCCAAAUUGGGCCCAAUUAGCCAUCUUCUCUCCCCGGUGUCAUGUGACUCGUUAGUGUUACAAGGUCUCAGGUGUGAAUGGGGAGCAGGUGUGUUAAAUUUGGUGUUAUCGCUCUCACUCUCUCAUACUGGUCACUGGAAGUUCAACAUGGCACCUCGUGGCAAAGAACUCUCUGAGGAUCUGAAAAAAAGAAUUGUUGCUCUACAUAAAGAUGGCGUAGGCUAUAAGAAGAUUGCCAAGACCCUGAAACUGAGCUGCAGCACGGUGGCCAAGACCAUACAGCGGUUUAACAGGACAGGUUCCACUCAGAACAGGCCUCGCCAUGGUCGACCAAAGAAGUUGAGUGCACGUGCUCAGCGUCAUAUCCAGAGGUUGUGUUUGGGAAAUAGACGUAUGAGUGCUGUCAGCAUUGCUGCAGAGGUUGAAGGGGUGGGGGGUCAGCAUGUCAGUGCUCAGACCAUACGCUGCACACUGCAUCAAAUUGGCCUGUAUGGCUGUCGUCCCAGAAGGAAGCCUCUUCUAAAGAUGAUGCACAAGAAAGCCCGCAAACAGUUUGCUGAAGACAAGCAGACUAAGGACAUGGAUUACUGGAACCAUGUCCUGUGGUCUGAUGAGACCAAGAUAAACUUAUUUGGUGCUGCCAGCACUGGGGAGCUACAGUUCAUUGAGGGAACCAUGAAUGCCAACGUGUACUGUGACUACUGAAGCAGAGCAUGAUCCCCUCCCUUCAGAGACUGGGCCGCAGGACAGUAUUCCAACAUGAUAACGACCCCAAACACACCUCCAAGAUGACCACUGCCUUGCUAAAGCAUGUCUCCAGACCUAAACCCUAUUGAGCAUCUGUGGGGCAUCCUCAAACGGAACGUGGAGGAGCGCAAGGUCUCUAACAUCCACCAGCUCCGUGAUGUCUUCAUGGAAGAGUGGAAGAGGACUCCAGUGGCAACCUGUGAAGCUCUGGUGAACUCCAUGCCCAUAAGGCAGUGCUGGAAAAUAAUGGUGGCCACACAAAAUAUUGACACUUUGGGCCCAAUUUCAGGAAACAGGAAAGUUCUUCCAUCAUUUUUCCAUCAUGUCAACCAAAAAACAUACAAAUUUAGCAUGGUAACCACAAAUUGGGUAGAUCUGAGGGUAGAUCUGAGUUACUAUGAAAAGGAAAUUCCAGUUUCUCUGUCUGGAAUCAGUGCGCAGGAUGAUUCCAUGGAUGAUGGUUCUUUAUUUAUAUUAAAAAGAAGUUUGUAUUAAUACCUCUAGAUUUCAUAUGUGGGUCAAAUACAAGUUUAUUUUUCAUUUUCCAUCAUUUAUCUAUAUUUUCAGUUACAUAUAGUCAAUGUUAAAUAUAUUAUAGGAUAUUUAGCAAGAAAGUAAAUAGAAUAUAACAUCAAACUGCAAUUUUGUAAAAUAAAUAAAUAAAAAUCAUCUAAGGCGAUUUACAUUAUGACAGCGACAGUCCACCCGCAACACCCUGAAAUUAAGUGAACAUACAUACCACACUGAGAUUAAAUAAUUUAUGAAUAAGAAAAUGCAUCUAAUGUUAUGCAACAUAUGCAUCAUAGGGCUAACUGUGAUGGCCAGCACAUUUGUGUAGCCCAAUAUGUCCCAGUUUGGUUAAUUAUUCAUUUGUGAGUGUACAGUUACAAGCGCACCGUUGCCAUGGCUGCGUUAGAAACCUACCAUUGACUUCUUUCAAACGGAUGAGAAAUGGUCAUCGCCUGUGAUAUGUCCUUAACGCGUUUGGCUCAACACAGGAGUUCAGCACCAUGGACAAGAUCAACCAACAAAACUCCAUCUUAGAUCUGAAUUUCAUAAAGGAGAUAUAAAGUAAGUUCUCGCGCAUGGUGCAAACUGGAAAGGCAUAUGGAGAAACAGAACUGUCAUCAAUAAAAGAAUUAUAUAAAGCCCGGUUACUAAACAAGCAGGCUAGUAAGUCUACGCGACUAACAGUAUAAACUGUCUUGACCAAGGGCACAAUGGUGAUAGAACCCUCGUGCGGUUUGAACCAACAUCAUUUCAGUCAUCAGCCCGGAUAUUUAAUCACUAAACGACAGCACCCAGACACCGACGGUGAUGUUUAAGAAAAUCAACGCAGUUUUCCGUCCGAACCAUCUUGGGCCUCGCUCACGGGACAGGUUCCGGUCCAAUGAGGACUACCACAGCGCAUGCACCGUUAAACUGGUCCGGAGCACGUCGAUGCUCGUGGUCGGGGAGAGCAGUCGCGCGCAGCAGGAAUCCACACUAAAGAGGAGCGUGAGCGCCGUGAGUGUCCAGUCCAGCACGGCCCUGUACUACUACCAGAGUCGAGAGGACCGAGUAUGGCUCUAUUCCCAAAACCAGAACUGCUUAGAGUACUUACAGGAACUGGUCGCGCUCAGGCGUCAGUACACCAAGAGCAUUAAUGACCUCAAGAACGGCGAACGUAAAGAGACCGUGUCCCGCAAGAAGAACCCCGCACCCAAGCCACCGCAAAACAGAGCUGCACAGACUUCACGGCCUGAACCUUCUGCUCCACCAAUCCCAAAUGAGGAAGACACACUCCAGUUCUUUGAUGCAGUCAUUGCAAGCUGUGACCCAGAACCCAGUCGAAAACCACAUGUGGACAACGGGCAUGCAGAUGUGGACUUCAUAGUGGCAACCAGUACCAGUGAGCAUGACCUUCACUCUAACUGGGUGCUUCGGGACCCUCGUCGAAUCUCCAUGAUGGAGUCACAGCCCAAGAAUUCAGAUAACAGUCAUGGGCAAGCAGCCCAGCGAAAGGGAGACAUGGGAAGCACAGGCAGCAGGAGACGUCUACAACGAAACCCUAUCCACCUGCCAAAAGUGGUAGAGAGUGCCUUUCAGACUCUGCGCUUCAAACCCAAGCUCAAGAAGAAAGACUAGCUGCUUAAGCAACAGCUGUUAUUCCACUGUUUGUGCCCAGAGGACAACUAAAUCUUCACUCUUGUGUGAUCAAGUUGGACUUGGUAGAGGACUUGAGCUUUGUGACACAAUGUCAGUGCUUACUCACUGCCCAAGCUUCAUAAAUUAUCCACAGCAUAUCUUUUUCAGUAGCUCUUGAUAGCAAAUGCUUAAGGCCAUCAGCAGAGCGUAACCACUCUGCUUGACGUGGAAUCAUCCUGCGCACUGAUUCCAGACAGAGAAACUGGAAUUUCCUUUUCACAGUAACUGAGAUCUGAGGAUCACCUAUCUGAUGAACCAGUCAGAUAAUCAGACAGGGAUCAGACAUAUGAAUGAUCCACAACACAUCAAGGCCAAGGGGCCAGCUAUGUACUGCCUAUAUAGUUACGAUAAGUGAGAAGACUUUAUUAACCAAAUGCAAAACUAACACCUGCAUUUUCCACAUUUGUUAAAUCUAAUCUAAUACAGUAAAACUUUAUAUGACAUCCCUCAAGCUGGUAGUAGGUGCCUUCGUUGGUAGGUUUAUAUGUUCUUUUUUAUGAAUGUUUAUGGUGAUUUGUGAUUAUCUGCAAGUAUAUCAAUAAUCAAGAAAAGAAUGCUAAAUCGUGUUAAGUACUUGAACUAGUUUAAGUGAUGUAUUUCUACUAUUGAGACUGUUUUUUUUAGCCUUAAAACCUAUAAAGAGGAACUAGACACGUGUGAAUUCAGAGCUAAAUAGGGCUGGUUUCUUUUUUUGAAAAAAAGGAAGCAGGAAUUGGGUAUUACCCUUUCAACACCAAACCAGGUGCAAUGAGCUUUAUCAACAAAUAACAGAGAAUAAAGUUGUAGCAAGUUAACGACAUACUGACAACUGAAGUUAUCCUACAUCCUAGGCCAAAGAACAAUGUGUUUUAUUACAUACACUACCAUUUGAAUGUAUGGGGUUAGUAAGAUUUUUUUUAAUAAUUUAAUAUAUUCAGAAUGUAUUCAAUUGAUCAAAAGUGACAAUAAACAUUACAUUAUUAUUACAAAUUGCUAUUUCAAAUAAAUGCUGUUAUUGUGAAUUUGUCUAUUCAUUAAAGAAUCCUGAACAACCACAAAAAUAUUUAUAACGAAUAAUACUGAUAUAUUUAUAAAUAUUUAUAAAUAACAGCACAACUGUUUUCAACACUGAUAAUAUGAAGAAAUGUUUCUUGAGCAGCAAAUCAGCAUAUUAGGAGGAUCAUGUGACACUGAAGACUGGAGUAACGGCUGCUGAAAAUUCAGCUUGCCAUAACAAAUAAAUUACAUUUUAAAAUAUAUUAAAAUAGAAAACUGUUGUUUUAAAUUGUAAUAUUUCACUAUAAUACCUUUUACGGUAUUUUGAUCAAAUAAAUGCAGCCUUGGUGAGGAUAAGAGACUUUCAAAAACGUGAAAAAAAUCUUACCGACCACAAACUUCUGAACAUACUGUAUAUCAUUGUAUUGUGUAAAUGUCAAAAAUGACAUUUCUGUCAUUAAUUACUCACCCUCGUGUCAUUCCAAACCCGCUAGACCUUCGUUCGUCUUCUGAACACAAAUUAAGAUAUUUCUGAUGAAAUCCAAGAGGUUUCUGAUCCCCAAGAGAAAGCAACAUAAUUACCACAAUUAACACAUUUAAGGUCCAGAAAAGUAGUAAAGACAUUGUUAAAAAAGUCCACAUGACUACAGAGGUUCAACCUUAAUGUUAUGAAGUGACGAGAAUACUUUUUGUGCACAAAAAAAAAAAAAAAACUUUAUUCAACUUUUUUCAACAAUUUCUUCUCUUCCCUGUCAGUCUCCUACGCUGUUUACGUAGUGUCAGCGUUCUGACGUAGAACCUGGAAGCGCUGAACUGUCUAUAAAACAUAAACAGUGUAAGAACAGGGAAGAGAAGAAAUUGUUGAAUAAAGCCUUUAUUUUCUUGUUUUUGCGCACAAAAAGUAUUCUCGUCGCUACAUAACAUUAAGGUUGAACCACUGCAGUCACGUGGACUAUUUUAAAGGAUUAGUUCUAUGGAAUAAAAAGACUGUCAAUAACACGUGCAUAAAUCAAACCCGUACGUGCGUAAUUCUAAAAACUGUAAAAAGAAAAAAUAAAUAAAUAAAAUUUUUAAAAAAUGAGCGUAAUCGUGACUUUAUGAUGGUACGACUCCAGAAUCUAUAAUCAAAACAGAUACAGAUACGACAUUUGCCACGUUUGUUUGAGUACGACUCCAAAAUUUACGACUGGUGUAGUUUACACACACGAAACAUAGUUUUACGAUUGCUGGUUUACAAGUACGAAUCAAGAAGCGAAAAUCUACUGUCAAAAUUACGUCACCGCUGUCACAAGCAUUAACAUACGAGUGAGAGAUACAUCGAUAAAGUCACGAUUACGCUCAGUUAUUUUUUUUUUUUUUUUAGUUUUUAGAAUUACGCACGUACGGGUUUGAUUUAAUGCACGUGUUAUCAUUGACAGUCUUUUUAUUCCAUAUAGUUCACUUUCAAAUAAAAAUUACCCCAAGUUUUACUCACCCUCAAGCCAUCCUAGGUGUAUAUGACUUUCUUCUUUCUGAUGAACACAAUCGGAGAAAUAUUAAUAUCCUGAUGCAUCCGAGUUUUAUAAUGGCAGUGAAGAAAGUGCCUCCAUUCACAUCCAUCCAUCAUAAACAUACUCCACACGGCUCCGGGGGGUUAAUAAAGGCCUUCUGAAACAAUGCUUUCGCCAGACCGCCUUCCGUAUUCAACUUACGAAGAAAGUGUAAAAGUCUUGCAGUUCAAAAAGCUUAUGCUCCGUUCUAAGCCCUCCCUAUUCAACCUACAGAAAAGGCUUAACUGAAGUGACGCCAGUUCCGUUUUUUUUUUUUUUUUUUUUUUGUAAUAUGAAUACGAAAGGCGGUCUGACGGAAGUUAGAUAUUUUACAUCAUAACUUGUUAAAUAUGAUUUUUUUUUUUUAAACAAAUCGAAUCGCUUCGCUUCAGAAGGCCUUUAUUAACCCCCCGGAGCCGUGUGGAGUAUGUUUAUGAUGGAUGGAUGUGGAUGGAGACACUUUCCUCAGCUCAUACUCGUUGAUCUCGCACACUGCCAUUAUAAAGCUUGGAUGUGUCAGGAUAUUUAUUAAUAUUAAGUGUGUUAAUCAGAAAGAAGAAAGUUAUAUACUCCUAGGAUGGCUUGGGGUAAUUAUCAUUUGAAAGUGAACUAAUCCUUUAAAGAAGUCUUUACUACUUUUCUGGACCUUGAAUGUGGUAAUUACGUUGCUUUCUCUUGGGGAUCAGAAACCUCUCGGAUUUCAUCAAAAAGAUCUUAAUUUGUGUUCUGAAGAUGAACUAAGGUCUUACGGGUGUGGAAAGACAUGAGGGUGAGUAAUUAAUGACAGAAUUUUCAUUUUUGGGUGAACUCUUUAAGCACAGCACAUGGUGAGCAGCAAAUAAAUGAAACAAUAGAGCAGAA
Ctenopharyngodon idella (grass carp) is the source of this 7564-nucleotide messenger RNA. RefSeq lists its product as uncharacterized. The transcript is spliced from 3 exons. Bases 3330 to 4139 code for a protein of 269 amino acids. NCBI's taxonomy places the organism in Eukaryota, Metazoa, Chordata, Actinopteri, Cypriniformes, Xenocyprididae. The record is from RefSeq and is a predicted model, not a curated record.